Molecule: messenger RNA, 1330 nt
Organism: Poecilia reticulata (guppy)
Lineage: Eukaryota; Metazoa; Chordata; Actinopteri; Cyprinodontiformes; Poeciliidae
Source: RefSeq, a predicted model, not a curated record
UCUCUGGGCUUGAUAACACGCAGGCGGAGGAAGAGGGUGAGGUUUGGGGUGUGGAAGGGGAGGCGCUUCCUCCGGUCCGGCUCGCUCUGAAGGGAAACUCCAGUUCACUUCAACCUGACGAGUCUCAGAGAGCAGCAGCUUCUCUCCAUCCUCUCCGCUGAGCAUCAUGGCCUCCAAAAACUCCAACAAUGUGCAGAAAGUGGUGAUGGGUCUGCUGGCGCUCUGGUCCAUCGUCUCCAUCAUCAUCAUCGUGGUGUGGGCCACGUCUCCGGACCUGAAGGGCUCGGCCCAGUGCCGCGCCGAGCUGCGGGAAGCGACGGAGAAGCUGGAAGGAGCCAAGGUGGUGUUCAACAAGGACAGGCAGGCGCUGGAGGAGAAGACGCUGAAGGCUGUGGAGGAGCAGGAGCGGCUGAAGGCCGACAUCCUGCUGCUGCUGGGACGCCUCAACGCCGCCAACGUCACGCUGGAGGAGUGCCGGCUGAAAAACGUCGUCCUGGCCGGGAACGUCACGGCUCUGCUGGACGACGUCUGGCUGCUGCAGCAGAGGGAGGCCAACCUGACGGAGCGGCUCGGCCUGCAGGAAGAGCACAUCGAGGCUUUGCAGCAAAACCUGACGCAGGCUUUCCAUGAGGCCGAGUCCUGCUUCAGCCUGAAGACGGCAGCUGAGAACCAGAAGUCAGCAGCUCAGAGUCUGACCAAAGUCUGUGAAUCCAAGCGGCAGUACCUGGAGAAGCAGCUUCAGAAGUGUAAAGCUGCAGAAUCAGAAACUCCUCAGGUGAACCAAGCAGGCUCCUCUUCCUCGUCGUCUCCCAACUCUGCCGCCGCGCCCCUCGCUGGUAUCCCCGCGCUGACGCUACUCAUUUGUGCUGCUCUGCAUCUCAUAACCUGAGUCCGGAGCGGCGGCGGGUCGAACCGGCAGCAAGCACAGCGGUCCAGGAGGGGCGGAGGCAACACGGCUGCUGUACAAACUUCCUGUCUGCGCAACAACGGGGUCGCCAUGGAGACGCUGAUGGACGCCUGGAUUGACUGUUUCUGCUUCUCAUUUGCUUUCAUCUCCGGAUCUGAGCUGCUUCAUGCUGGACUCUCCCGGCUGCAGCGCCGCCUGGUCCAGAACGUCAGAACUUAUUCACACCAGCGUUUGGUUUAUUUCCUGCUGUGGCUUCAAUCAGGCUGAGGGAGAAAAGGGAUUUACUGCCGUCAGUUAUGUUUUAAUGCCUCAAUCACUGCUUGAAACCUUUUGUCUCAACUUUUAGAUGUUAUGAAAUGCUGGUUUAAACUGCGGCGGCUCAGGGUGGGAUGUACUCAUUUCAAUAAACCUGAGCUCUUUCUA